Messenger RNA from Penicillium odoratum, 699 nucleotides. RefSeq lists its product as uncharacterized. Bases 1 to 699 code for a protein of 232 amino acids. The transcript is spliced from 4 exons. NCBI's taxonomy places the organism in Eukaryota, Fungi, Ascomycota, Eurotiomycetes, Eurotiales, Aspergillaceae. The record is from RefSeq and is a predicted model, not a curated record.
AUGGCGACCCCAUCGGCAAUCACUAUCGGGAACUCCUUUACGGGAAAAUGGAUGGUAAACAAGAAGGUUUCGCCUGGUCCAGAACCGACAUUGAAGCUUCAAGGAGUCGGCUGGGUUCUGCGUAAGGCGGCUGCUCUGGCAGUGGUGACCCUCCAUAUCUCCAUCUCGUCACCCUCAGCCAGCCAGUCCGAUACCGCUUCUCCACAAAAAUCUCAUAUUUCCGUCAUCCAAGUCCCCACUGCAGGGCUGGGAGGGACUUCGGAGACCAGGAUACUGGAUUGGGACGAACGGACCCAACUGAAGGAUUUCAUUUUUGGUAACCGUCAAUCACGGAAUCGGUUUGUUACCGGUAAAGCCGGGGUCGAUGGCCGGAUUCUGCCCGACCUGGUCCCGGAGACGAAAAUUGAUAACGAGGUGAUUGGUCAGAUGCUGAGAGGAGAGAUCCCACCCGAAGGGGACGAUGGGAGUGGAUUCCUGGUGGAAGGUCACGAUGAAGCUGAGAAUGCAGGACUGUGGAUCCAUAGCUUCGAUUGCCAGAGUGACGGGGCCUGGACUAUGGAGCAGGUUUGGGGCUUUGAGAUGAUUAGAGGGGAGAGAUAUCAUACGCGAAGAUUUGUGGCUGCCAGCAAGGGCAAUUUUGUGAUGGGUCGUGUUGUUUUUUCCUAUGCUGGAUCUAUUGAGGGGUUGGACCUGAGCUGA